UAGAUUCUUAUCUCGUCCUCACAUCUCUUCUUAUAUUUCUCAUAACAUUCAUCAUUCCUCUACCUAUUCCUAUACUGUUUUUUUUUUUACCACAAUACCAUAUUAGAAAUAAUAUAUUAAAUCAAAAUGGCGGACGAACAGAAACCCACCCCGGAGAACAUGACUAUGUUGCAGGGCUUCGAGUGGUACGUGCCCGCCGAUCAGAAGCACUGGACUCGACUAGAGAGGCAUAUUCCUCAGCUAAAGGCCUGGGGAAUAGACAAUAUUUGGAUCCCUCCGGCAUGCAAAGCCUCGUCCAACCAGGGCAACGGAUAUGACGUAUAUGAUCUGUACGACCUAGGCGAGUUCGACCAGAAGGGGUCCGUGUCCACCAAAUGGGGCACCAAAGACGAGCUGAUGAAGCUCUGCGGCACGGCCAAGGAGCGCGGGGUCGGCCUAUACUUCGACGCCGUGCUGAACCACAAGUUCGCGGCAGACCACAAGGAGAAAUGUCUCGCCGUAGAAGUCGACCCGGACGACCGCAACGACGAGGUCAGCGACAAGUACGAGAUCGACGCGUGGGUCGGCUUCGACUUCCCGGGGCGGCGCGGAAAGUACAGCAAGAUGAAGUACCACUGGUACCACUUCAGCGGCGUCGACUUCAACGCGCGCAACGAGAAGACGGCCAUCUACAAGAUCAUGGGCGACAAGUCGCAGGGCUGGGCCGAGGACGGCGACGUGGACAGCGAGAAGGGCAACUACGAUUUCCUCAUGGGAUCGGACCUGGAUUACUCGCACCCCGAGGUCGAAGAAGACGUGCUCGCCUGGGGGAAGUGGUUGGCGGAAAACAUCCCGCUCGCAGGUAUUCGGUUCGACGCCAUCAAGCACUACAGCGAAGACUUCCUUCGCAAGUUCAUCACCACGCUCGACGAGACGUACGGGCAGGGCUGGUUCUUCGUGGGCGAGUUUUGGAAGGAUAGCCUCGACGAUAUGACGAGGUAUCUAGACCGCAUGGGCCGGAAAUUCUCCCUUUUUGAUGCGCCGCUGCUGUACAACUUCAGUCAGAUUAGCAAAGCUUCCGGUGCCGAUCUGCGACAAGUGUUUGACGACACCCUGGUGUCUGUGAUGCCUGUAAACGCUGUGACCCUAGUGAUGAACCACGACACCCAACCCUACCAAGCCCUCGAAGCGCCUAUCGAAGGGUGGUUCAAACCCCUAGCCUACGCCUUAAUCCUCCUCCGCAACAAAGGCUAUCCCUGCAUUUGGUAUGGCGACCUCUACGGCAUAAAAGGCGAACACCCCUUCCCACCCUCCUGCGGCGGCUCUCUCCCCAAGCUAGCCCUCGCGCGCAAACUCUACUGCUACGGCGAACAAGCCGAUUACUUCGACUUCGCCACGUGUCUGGGCUGGGUACGGUACGGCACCUGGGACCGGAAGUACGGCUGCGCCGUCGUGAUCAGCAACGCGGGGCCCGGCGAGAAGCGCAUGCACGUCGGCGAGAUGCACGCCGGCGAAGUAUGGACCGACGUGCUGGGCUGGAACGAUCGCGAAGUCACGAUUGACGAGGAUGGUUUCGGCGACUUCGCAUGCGGGCAGACGAGUGUGAGCGUGUUUGUGAAUCGGGACGCUGAUGGGAGGGACAAGUUUGGGGAGAAAUUGUAAGUUCUGGACAGAGGACUAAUCUACCAACUUUCGAGGAGCUGGCUAACUGCUAUAGCGACGAUAAUAUCUACGAGGAAUAGAAUGGGAUGAAUGGGUGCCCUAGCGAAUAAACGGAGUCUACCGUAGGAAAAUCGGGCUAGCUUUGAGGGUUCGGCUUUUCAAGGGG
This is a messenger RNA of Annulohypoxylon truncatum, 1807 nucleotides long. Its product is annotated as glucan 1,4-alpha-maltohexaosidase. Gene Ontology annotation, biological process: carbohydrate metabolic process. The transcript has 4 exons. Gene Ontology annotation, molecular function: calcium ion binding; hydrolase activity, hydrolyzing O-glycosyl compounds. NCBI's taxonomy places the organism in Eukaryota, Fungi, Ascomycota, Sordariomycetes, Xylariales, Hypoxylaceae. The record is from RefSeq and is a predicted model, not a curated record. Bases 127 to 1641 code for a protein of 504 amino acids.